Molecule: messenger RNA, 513 nt
Organism: Maudiozyma barnettii
Lineage: Eukaryota; Fungi; Ascomycota; Saccharomycetes; Saccharomycetales; Saccharomycetaceae
Gene: CWC25
Product: U2-type spliceosomal complex subunit CWC25
Exons: 1
Coding region: 1-513 (170 amino acids)
Biological process (GO): mRNA splicing, via spliceosome
Cellular component (GO): U2-type spliceosomal complex
Source: RefSeq, a predicted model, not a curated record
AUGGCUGCUGGGGAUCUUAAUUUAUUGAAAUCUUGGAAUCCCAAGUUAAUGAAGAAUAGGAAAAAAGUUUGGAAUACUGAACAAGAUUUAUUAAUUGAAGAACAAAAAUUCAAAGAAAGACAAAAAGAAUUAGAGAAGGAUAAUGAAUUACAAUCAUUAAUCUCUCAAGAUAGUAGUACUUCACUAUUAAAGAAGAAAAAUGGUUUGGAAUGGAUGUAUGAUGAAAGAAUGAAUAAAGAUGAAAAUGAAGAAUAUUUGUUAGGUCAAAAAAAAUUAGAUAUUAAAGUAAUUAAUAAAAAUAAACAAGAAGAUGAGGAAGAAGAAGAAGAAGUAAUGGUUAAGAAACCAAAAUUUGAUUAUUCAAAUGAGGAUCCAAUGAGUAAAUUUAAAAAAGUAUCUAAACAGAAGAAGAAACAACAAAAGAAUAAAAUAUCAAAGAAAUCAUCAUCAUCUAUAAAUAAAAAUAAAAUUAAAAUUAAAAUUAAACCUUCUUCUAAUUCAUUCGAUUACUGA